This is a messenger RNA of Lampris incognitus (smalleye Pacific opah), 9165 nucleotides long. Its product is annotated as cadherin EGF LAG seven-pass G-type receptor 1-like. Gene Ontology annotation, cellular component: plasma membrane. Gene Ontology annotation, biological process: cell surface receptor signaling pathway; homophilic cell-cell adhesion; G protein-coupled receptor signaling pathway. NCBI's taxonomy places the organism in Eukaryota, Metazoa, Chordata, Actinopteri, Lampriformes, Lampridae. The record is from RefSeq and is a predicted model, not a curated record. Gene Ontology annotation, molecular function: calcium ion binding; G protein-coupled receptor activity. The transcript has 34 exons. The coding region runs from base 1 to 9165 and encodes 3054 amino acids.
AUGGACGCGCACACAUUCUGGCUUUGGAAGUGCACCCUGUUGUUACACGCGUCCUCCUUCGGAUGCUUUGACCUCCACGUUUCGGAGACCCUGCGCUCGGGAUUCGCGCUGGCAAACGUCUCCGUCGGACCCGGUUGGAUUUACAGCGUGGACCGAGCCUUGACCCCCGGCUACGCGCGCUCCGUGCUGGGUGUCGAGCGGCACGACGGGGUCGUCUAUCUCUCCGGGGAGCCGGACUGCGCGCGUUUGCCCGGGAACCCCGUCCCGCUCUACGUGCGCCUCCGACACCUCGCCUCGGACGACUUCGCGCUGAUGCGGUUCAGCGCGUUUCUGCACGGACGCCGCUGUCGGAGCAAGCGCCGGAGAGGCAGGCGCCCCCGGGGAGAGUCGGACGUGUACGUGAACGUUCGCUCCAAGUUGGUGCCAUCUCGUUGCCUCCCGGCGGACUUGGCGUCGUUGGACGUCUACGGACGCUUACCUCGUUCCCUCCGCUCCACCCGCCAUUUACGUUCACCCUGCAAAGUAGCGGGGCAUGGAACCACCGCUUCCGGCAGUUCUGGUAACGCAUGUCUGCGGUCCGAUGAGCGGGGCGAGUUGGAUGUCAUAUGCCAGGUGGGGGACGCUGGGAACGCCGCCUUUACUGCGCGCCUCAAACUGCGACCCGUCGGUCGUGGGGGUGUUGCAAAAAGUGCCCGUUUGGGGGUUCGGCGCAAAAAGAGGGCGGUGAACGCGGCGCCCCAGUUCCAGCUGCCGAACUACCAGGUGUCCGUGCCCGAGAACGAGCCCGCGGGGACGCGCGUCAUCACGCUCAAGGCGCUGGAUGCGGAUGACGGCGACGCCGGCAGGCUGGAAUACGACAUGGAGGCCCUGUUUGACAGCAGGUCCAACGAUUACUUCCAGAUCCACUUGGAGACCGGCAGCAUUACAACGCUGCAGCCGCUGGACAGGGAGAUAAAGGACACGCACGUCUUCAAAGUUAUCGCCACAGACGGUGGCAAACCCAAGAGGUCUGCCACCGCCUAUCUGACCAUCACCAUCAGUGACACCAAUGACCACAGCCCCGUGUUUGAGCAGACCGAGUACAGGGUCAGCAUCAGGGAAAACGUGGAAGUGGGUUUUGAGGUUUUGACCAUCAGGGCUACAGAUGGCGACGCGCCCUCCAAUGCCAACAUGAUAUACAAGAUUGUCAACGAGAAGGACGACAAGGGGGGCUUUGAAAUCGACCGCAGGAAUGGGCUUGUUAAAAUCAGAGUUAGGCCAGACAGAGAGACCUUGUCCCAGUAUCAGCUAAUAGUUGAGGCAAAUGACCAGGGGAAAGAUCCGGGCCCCCGUAGUGCCACAGCUACGGUUUACAUCUCUGUGGAGGACGAGAAUGACAACUACCCUCAGUUUAGUGAGAAAAGGUACGUGGUUCAGGUGUUGGAGAAUGUGGCUGUGAAUACCAGAGUGGCUCAGGUGCAAGCCACAGACAAGGACGAGGGUAAUAAUGCGAAAGUUCAUUACAGCAUCAUCAGUGGCAAUGUCAAGGGCCAGUUCUAUAUUCAUUCCCCCACAGGGGUAAUCGAUGUCAUCAACCUGCUGGAUUAUGAGACGAUCAGGGAAUAUAACUUGCGCAUUAAGGCACAGGAUGGAGGUAGGCCUCCUCUCAUCAAUGGCACAGGGCUGGUGGUGGUUCAAGUCGUGGAUGUGAAUGACAAUGCCCCCAUGUUUGUCAGCACGCCAUUCCAGGCCACUGUACUGGAGAACGUUGCUGUUGGCUACUCUGUGAUCCACAUCCAGGCUAUCGAUGCAGACUCUGGUGACAACUCUCAUCUGGAGUACAGACUGACUGACACGGCCCCAGGCUUUCCUUUCACUAUCAACAACAGCACUGGGUGGGUCACUGUGUGUGUUGAGCUAGAUAGGGAAGCAACUGAGUUUUAUACCUUUGGGGUGGAAGCAGUGGAUCACGGUGUCCCUGCUAUGUCAUCCUCAGCAAGUGUCAGCGUUACCGUUCUAGAUGUGAAUGACAAUGUUCCGACAUUUACUCAGAAACUGUAUAACUUAAAGAUCAAUGAGGAUGCCGCUGUGGGGACCAGUGUUCUGACGCUCACGGCCAUUGACCGAGAUGCCAACAGUGUCGUGACCUAUCAAAUCUCAAGUGGCAACACAAGGAACAGGUUCUCCAUCACGAGUCAGAGUGCCGGAGGAAUCAUCACCUUGGCGCUGCCGCUGGAUUACAAGCAGGAGCGCCAAUAUGUUCUGACUGUUACCGCCUCAGAUGGGACAAGGCAGGAUACAGCACAGGUCUACAUCAACGUCACUGACGCUAACACCCACCGGCCUGUGUUCCAGAGCGCCAACUACCAGGUAAUGCUCAGUGAGGACCGUCCCGUUGGUUCCACUGUGGUCAUUAUCAGUGCAACAGAUGAAGACACCGGAGAGAAUGCACGCAUCAGUUACCUCAUGGAGGACAAUGUACCACAGUUCAAGAUCCACCCUGACACAGGUGCCAUAACCACACAAAUAGAGAUUGACUAUGAGGAUCAGGCCUCAUACACGUUAGCAAUUAUUGCCCGGGACAAUGGCAUUCCUCAGAAAUCUGACACCACGUAUGUGGAGAUCAUCGUUCUGGACGCUAAUGACAACACACCUCAGUUUCUUCAUGAUAUUUACCAGGGGACCGUCUUUGAAGAUGCAGCGGUCUAUACGAGUGUGCUCCAGAUCUCUGCCUCUGACCGAGACUCUGGCUCCAAUGGUAGAGUCAGCUAUAGCUUCCAGGGUGGAGAUGAUGGAGAUGGGGACUUUUUCAUUGAACCUUAUUCUGGCAUCAUCAGAACAGCAAGGAAACUGGACCGGGAGAAUGUGCCGACCUACAAUCUCAAGGCCUUUGCUGUGGACAAGGGUGUACCCCCGCUCAAAGCGGCGGUGGAGAUCCAGGUGUCCGUCCUGGAUAUCAACGACAAUGCGCCUGUGUUCGAAAAAGAUGAAAUGUAUGUCUAUGUGGUGGAAAACAGUCCUGUGGGCUCCAUUGUGGCACGCAUCACUGCCACAGACCCUGAUGAGGGAACCAAUGCACAAAUUCUGUUCCAGAUAGUGGAGGGGAAUGUUCCUGAAGUCUUCCAGUUGGAUAUUUUUAAUGGAGAUCUCAUCGCGCUUACAGACUUAGAUUACGAGUCCAAAAUGGAAUACACCAUCAUCGUACAGGCGACCUCAGCUCCACUGGUUAGCCGGGCUGUUGUUCACAUCCAACUGCUGGAUUUAAAUGACAAUGGCCCUGUCCUACAGGAUUUUGAGAUCAUUUUCAACAACUAUGUCACCAACAGGUCCAACAGUUUUCCUACAGGUGUGAUUGGAAAGGUGCCGGCUCAGGACCCAGAUGUGUCUGAUAAACUCCAUUACAGCUUUGCUGAAGGUAAUGAGCUGCAUCUGCUGAUCCUGAAUCAGGACACCGGUGAGCUCAAACUGAGCAGGGACCUGGACAACAACAGACCUCUUGAGGCCACCAUGAAAAUUGAAGUCACCGAUGGCCUCCAUCACAUCACAGCGCUUUGCACCUUGCGUGUCACCAUCAUCACAGAUGAUAUGCUGACCAACAGCAUUACGGUCCGCCUGGAAAACAUGUCCCAGGAGCGCUUCCUGUCUCCGUUGCUGUCCCUCUUCGUGGACAGUUUGGCGGCGGUCCUCUCCACCAGCCGGGACGACGUUUUCGUCUUUAACAUCCAGAACGACACACAUGUUCAGGGAAGCAUCCUCAAUGUGACGUUCUCUGCUCUUCAGCCCCCCGGGGCAGAGCACCCCAAUGACCUUUGGGGCUCCAGGGGUUCAAAUGCCCCAGAGCGAUUUUUCCCCUCUGAAGCUCUACAGGAGCAGAUUUACCUUAAUCGGACGCUGCUCGCCCUCCUGUCCACCCAGCGGGUGCUGCCGUUUGAUGACAACAUCUGCUUGCGAGAGCCCUGUGAGAAUUACAUGAAGUGCGUGUCCGUGCUGCGGUUUGACAGCACGGCGCCGUUCGUGACAUCUGACAGGGUGCUGUUUAGGCCAAUUCACCCUGUGGCCGGGCUGAGGUGUCGCUGUCCGACGGGCUUCACAGGAGACUACUGUGAGACGGAGAUUGACCUGUGUUAUUCCUCACCCUGUCAGAAUAAUGGCAAGUGUCGCACCCGGGAGGGAGGUUUCACCUGCGAGUGUCCGGAGAACUUCACAGGAGAGCACUGCGAAAUGAACUCCCAGUCCGGUCGAUGCGUGCCCGGAGUCUGUAAGAACGGGGCCAAGUGUGUGGACCUGCUGGUGGGGGGCUUCAUGUGCCAGUGCCCCCCGGGGGAGUACCAGAAGCCCUACUGUGAGAUGACCACCCGCAGCUUCCCGGGACGGUCCUUCAUUACCUUCAGAGGCCUGCGCCAGAGGUUCCACUUCACCGUCUCAUUCAGGUUUGCUACCAGAGAGAGGAAUGCACUGCUUCUGUACAACGGCAGGUUCAAUGAGAAGCAUGACUUCAUGGCCAUAGAGAUCACUGAGGAACAAGUGCAGCUCACCUUCUCUGCAGGAGAGACCAAAACCACAGUAUCGCCCUUCAUCCAGGGUGGGGUCAGCGAUGGUCAGUGGCACAUGGUACAGCUUCACUACUACAACAAGCCAAACAUCGGUCGCCUUGGCAUCCCCCAUGGUCCCUCGGAAGAGAAGGUGGCGGUUGUCGCCGUUGACGACUGUGACGUUGCCAUGGCGAUUCGUUUUGGUGGCCAGAUCGGGAACUACUCUUGUGCGGCGCAAGGCACACAAACGGGGCAAAAGAAAUCCUUGGACCUGACGGGGCCGCUGCUCCUCGGUGGCAUUCCCGACCUACCCGAGGAUUUCCCGGUCAAGAGCCGGGACUUUGUGGGCUGCAUCAAAGACCUGGCCGUCGACGGCGAGCCUGUGGACAUGGCCCGCUUCAUCGCCAACAAUGGCACCGCUGCAGGGUGUUUAGCGAAGAAGGACCACUGUAUGGACGUGAAUUGUCAGAAUGGAGGAGUGUGUGUCAACAAGUGGAGCACAUACGUCUGUGACUGUCCGCUGGGGUAUGGGGGCAAGAACUGCGAACAAGUCAUGCCCUCCCCUCAGCACUUUGAUGGGCACUCCCUGGUGUGGUGGCGUGAGCAGGAAGUGACCAUUGCCAUUCCCUGGUACCUGGGGCUGAUGUUCAGGACCCGGCAGAGCUCUGGGACUUUGCUGCAGGCCAACGCCGGGGACUUCUCCAGAGUACACCUCCUGCUCAGCAGCAGACACGUGCGGUUUCAGGUGUUUCUGGGGGUGAAGCGCGUGGCUGUGCUGGACUUCCCUCAGAUACGGGUCAACGACGGCGAGUGGCACCACAUCCUGGUGGAGCUCAGGAGCAUCAAGGAUGGCAAGGACAUCAAGUACAUGGCCUUGGUUUCGCUGGACUACGGCAUGUUCCAGAGGUCAGUAGAGAUUGGCAACGAGCUCCCCGGCCUCAGGUUAAGGAGUCUGUUUGUUGGAGGCCUGAUGAAGAAGGAUGGCACUGUGAUGAAUGGCUUGAAAGGCUGCAUACAGGGGGUGCGUAUGGGGGAGACCUCCACCAAGCUGGCCAACGUGAACAUGCAUCAGGGGCAGAAGAUCAGGGUGGAGGAGGGCUGUGAGGUGGCCGACUCCUGCACCUCCCACGUCUGUCCGCAGCACAGCCGCUGCACCGAUAACUGGGGCUCCCACACCUGCGUCUGUCAGCCUGGGUACUUUGGGAAGGACUGUGUGGACGCCUGUCUCCUGAACCCCUGUCAGCAUGUGUCCUCCUGUGUCCGCCAACCCAGCUCCACCCAUGGUUACUCAUGCCAAUGUGGCAGCAAUUAUUAUGGGGAGUACUGUCAGCACAGAGCGAACUUUCCCUGUGCACGCGGCUGGUGGGGGAAUCCCGUCUGCGGUCCUUGUAACUGCGAUGUCUCCAAGGGCUUCUACCGAGACUGCAACAAGACCACCGGGGAAUGUCGCUGCAAGGACAACUAUUUCCGUCCUAAGGACAGCGACACCUGCUACCCCUGUGAAUGUUUCCAAUCGGGGGCAGUGUCUCGAACCUGUGACCCCCACACCGGUCAGUGCCAGUGUCGGACGGGGGUCAUCGGGCGCCAGUGCAACCGCUGUGACAACCCGUAUGCCGAGGUCACCUCCAGUGGCUGCACUGUUGUGUAUGAGGGCUGCCCCAAGGCUUUUGAUGCAGGGAUCUGGUGGCCGAGGACACAGUUUGGUCAGCCUGCAGCCAUGAAGUGCCCCAAAGGCUCCACUGGCACAGCUGUCCGCCACUGCAGCGAGGAGCUCAGCUGGCUUCCGCCUGACCUCUUCAACUGCACCUCUCUGAGCUUCUCCCACCUUAAGAAGGAGGAAGAAGCGCUGCAUCUCAAUGGGUCACAGAUGGAUGGUGAGAGAUCAAGGGGUUUGGCGAACAUGCUGUGGAUCACCACUAACCAGACGACGGCUCUCCACGGCAGUGACGUGAAGACAGCCUAUAGCCUGCUGAGCCGUCUCCUGCAGUAUGAAAGCCUGCAGAAGGGUUUCGACAUGGCCGCCACGAGAGAUGUGCAGUUCCAUGAGAACGUUGUCCGGGCAGCCAGUGCCAUCUUGAACCCAACUAACGGCAUCCACUGGCACUCGAUCCAGCGGACGGAAGGCGGGACCACUCUUUUACUGCGGAGUUUCGAGGAGUACGCUCAGAACUUGGCUCAGAACAUGAAGAAGACCUACAUGAAACCCUUCACCAUCAUUUCUGACAACAUGAUUUUCAGUGUGGAUUACCUGGACCCCACCAGUUCAGAGAUGAGGACGAUGCCCCACUUUUCUGAGAUCCAGGCCGCCCUUCCCAGUGACCUCCAGUCAUUUGCACUCUUUCCAGAAUUUCUCUUGCAGACAGAUGACGUCAAAAGUACACCAGUGACAGUUUCCAUGGGGAUGACCACUGAUUCGCCCCGCGCCCGGACCGAUAUCACUGCCGAAGGCCGCACUGAAUCACCUCCCGCAGAGCUUCCUACUGCGUCUGUGAAGAGGAGGCGCCAUGCAGAGAUCCCGGGACCUCUCCCAGUUGCAGUGGUGAUUGUCUACAGGACUCUGGGAGAUCUUCUGCCAGAGACCUACGAUCAUGAUCGCAGAAGCCUGAGAUUACCCAACAAGCCCACUAUAAACACCCCCGUCGUGAGCACGACGGUAUACAACCAGGGUUUCCCUCUGAGCGCCCCCCUGGGGGAACCCGUCACCCUGCAGUACAGACUGCUGGAGACGCAGGAGAGGACCAAGCCAGUCUGUGUCUUCUGGAAUCACUCCAUAGCGGUUAAAGGAACCGGUGGCUGGUCUGCUAAGGGCUGUGAGCUGCUUGACAGGAAUUACACCCACAUCACCUGCCAGUGUACCCACACAUCCAGCACUGCUGUGCUCAUGGAUAUCUCCAAGAGAGAGCAUGGUGAGGUCCUUCCACUGAAGCUCAUCACCUAUACUACAGUCUCAGCCUCACUGGUGGCCCUCCUCAUCACCUUUCUUCUUCUGGCCAUACUCCGAAAGCUACGCUCCAACCUGCACAGCAUUCACAAGAACAUGGUGGCCUCCAUCUUCCUCUCGGAGCUGGUCUUCCUCAUUGGAAUCAACCAAACUGAGAAUGCGUUUAUUUGUACAGUGGUGGCCAUCCUGCUCCACUACUCUUACAUGUGCACGUUCGCCUGGAUGUUCGUGGAGGGCCUCCACAUCUACCGCAUGCUGACCGAGAUCCGCAACAUCAACCAGGGACACAUGAGGUUCUACUACGCUAUUGGCUGGGGCAUCCCCGCCAUCAUCACCGGUCUAGCGGUGGGCUUGGACCCUCAGGGCUAUGGAAACCCAGACUUCUGCUGGUUGUCUGUCCAUGAUACCCUCAUCUGGAGCAUCGCAGGACCCAUAGCCAUCAUAGUUAUGGUUAACAUUGCCAUAUUCUUCCUGGCAGCCAAAGCCUCCUGUGGCAAAAGACAUUGGACAUUUGAGAAGUCAGGAGCCAUCUCGGCCCUGCGGUUGGCCUUCCUCCUUUUGCUGCUCCUUUGCGCCACCUGGCUGUUGGGGCUCAUGGCAGUCAACAGUGAUGUCAUCUCCUUCCACUACCUCUUCGCCAUCUUCAGCUGCCUUCAGGGCAUAUGUAUUUUCCUUUUUCACUGUAUCUUCAAUAAAGAGGUGAGAAGUAACUUGAAGGAUAUCUUCACUGGGAAAAAGUCAAUCAAAGAGGAACUCAGCUUUGCCCAGGCUACCAUGCUAACUCGUUCACUUAACGGUAAGCACUCCUUCACAGAAGAUGACGGCCUGUAUCGAACCACCAUAGGAGAGUCCACCGCUUCUAUGAACAGUACUGUCAGGUCAGCCAGGAGCCACAGCAGCAGCCAAGCAAGGGAUGACUCGGGACACAAGUGCACCACCUCGUCCGGCUCCGCUAAAAAGAAUUACCGUGGAGACGGAGACUCUUCCAUUUUCCUCCGCAAGCGCUCCAAACGAGAAGAGUCGGACUCGGACAGCGAGCUGUCCCUGGAUGAGCGAAGCAGUUCCUACGCGUCGUCUUCAGACAGCGAGGAUGACAGAGUCCGCCGGAAACACAGGUGGAACAACGAGAGACAGCCGAAGUUCAGCACACCUCUGGUCGAUGUGGUGGCCAAUCACAUGAAGCCUUACUGGCCGGUGGAACUUCCGACUGCCAGCGAGAGCGAGGAGCCCUGCAGGGUGGAGACACUGCGCGUGGAGACCAAGGUCAACGUGGAGCUACAUGGAGACAACAAGCUGACCAGCGAGUCUCUGUCUGAGAACAGCGGCGGGGGGACAGACCGAGCCCCUCCUAGCUCUCCUGACAGUAACCAGCAACCCGAGAAAAGAAGAGGGAUUCUGAAGAACACGAUAAGCUGCCCUCCUCCUGUAGCCGACAAGAAUAUGAAAAACCGCCUGAGAGAGAAACUGAGUGACUACGACUCCCCCACCAUCUCCCCCUCCACCCCUGUCCCCCCCUCUCCCUCAAACAGAGGCCUGCGUCCAGUCGCCGGGGGGAACGGGGUUCUUAUCAAACUACCCCCUCGUCCCCCAGUGCCUCCCCGCCCCCCGCUGUCCCCCCGACAGCAGCACAAUGGAGUCACCAUGGUGACCACGAUGCUGACAACAACAUUGGUGAACGGGACUGACGAGGGCCACAACUCGGAUUCAGAGUGA